Messenger RNA from Gongylonema pulchrum, 318 nucleotides. The record is from the annotation of a GenBank genome assembly. NCBI's taxonomy places the organism in Eukaryota, Metazoa, Nematoda, Chromadorea, Rhabditida, Gongylonematidae.
GACACAACCGAUGACAAAAGUGCCAAUUUAUUGGGCGAGUCUGUUAUUUACGAUGAGUUGGAAGAGCAAUCGAAGCAAACAGGCAUUACCAAUCAGUCGCUGUUAUCACGUCGUUUUUCGGCACGUGGAACGAAGAAAAAGGUAGUGGCUAAUCGUUUUCGACCAGUGAUUUACUCGGAAGGCGAACUGGAAAAUUCAGAUCUUUCGCAGCCUCCAUCAAGGUCAUUUUCAGUUGCUUUUCGAAGUAGGGGAUUUUACCGUGAAGGAUUUUUGCCUAAUAUGAAGCUGUUCGUAUUUUUAAUAUGUAUUCGUAAGUAG